AUUCUCCAUCACAACUACAUUGCAAGUAACAAAUCUUUGCCUCUCAAACUUUGCUCAUAAACUUCAAACAAAUAUCAGAAACCAAUCAUAGAAGUAAACUAAACCUCUAGAGAUAUGGAAGCUAGAAGUUGCCACAUUGUGUUGUUUUUCAUGUCUCUUUCCUUCUAUUCAGGUUUAUGUCGUAAUUCGAUAACAUUAAGAGAAGAUUCAUCGUAUGAUUUUAGUACGACUCAAUUGGAUUCAAUUCCGAUUGUAAACCCGACAACACCCGGAUCAGGAAAUCCUUAUCCAACGGUUAACCCGACAUCUCCUCAACCUCCGGACACAAGUACCGGAGGACAAAACCCUACGACUCCCGACACAAGCCCAACGACUCCCGACACAAGCCCAACGAAUCCAUAUUCAAACCCGCCCGCCUCUACAACUCCAUAUUCAAACCCACCGGCCUCUACGAAUCCGUACUCAAGCCCAACAAGCCCAAAUGUAACUCCCACAACACCAACUACUACUCCAACAGGCCCAAGUGGAUCAUCUGGCGGCGGUGGUGGUGGUGGUGGUAGUGGUCAAUGGUGUGUUGCAAGCCCGUCAGCUGCAGAGACUACUCUAAAAGUAGCUCUUGAUUAUGCUUGUGGCUAUGGUGCUGAUUGUUCGCAAAUUCAACAAGGAGGGACUUGUUUUGACCCUAAUACACUUGCAGAUCAUGCUUCUUAUGCUUUCAAUGAUUAUUAUCAAAAGAAUCCUGCACCUACAAGCUGUGUAUUUGGAGGAGUAGCAGCACUUACAUCUAAAGAUCCAAGUCAUGGAAAUUGCCACUAUUCUUCCUCCAAAACAAGCAUGAGUCCACCAAAUCCACCACCAACUACAAUGACUCCACCUUCACCAACAACUAUGACUCCACCUUCACCAACUAUGAUGACUCCGUCUUCACCAGGCAUGACAAUGCCUGAUCCAGAUGGAGGAUCAUCAUCGGUCUAUGGUUCACCGCCUGGAAGUAGUCCCAAUAUAGCCGCCUCUACUUCUUUUUCCUUACUACUCCUACUUGCUACAACCCUCUAUGCUUCACUUCAUUUGCAAAGUUACAUUUAAAAGAGUUGGACACUAACACGUGUUAGACGUCAGACACAAAAGAUGGAUUAUUAUCUCGACCUUGAUGGGAAUUCACACAGUCUUUCAGCAGAUUUUGCAAGAUUUCAAGGAAGAAGAGUCAAAGUUCGAUAUUUGUCAUACGAAUUCUUGCAAAUAAAAGCAGUACUAUACACAACACUACUUUGCAUCAAUGUAUCAUCUUAGUUUUAGCAGAUUUAUAGGUUAUUAUAGACAGUUCUUUUACAGUAUUUCAUAUACAGAAUAAAUUAUUAGAUUAUUAUCUAUUUCAGAUAAAGGCAUACAUGGAAAAAGUUACAAUAAUAUUGAAUGAAACAUGGAAAUUCAAAUUUA
Messenger RNA from Vicia villosa (hairy vetch), 1437 nucleotides. Its product is annotated as PLASMODESMATA CALLOSE-BINDING PROTEIN 1-like. The record is from RefSeq and is a predicted model, not a curated record. The coding region runs from base 115 to 1086 and encodes 323 amino acids. The transcript has 4 exons. Lineage: Eukaryota; Viridiplantae; Streptophyta; Magnoliopsida; Fabales; Fabaceae.